AUGGAGAGGCAAGCUCUUCUUAAAUUUAAAGAAGGGCUUAAGGAUCCUUCAAAUGGUCUUUCUUCUUGGGUUGGCCAAGAUUGCUGCACAUGGUUAGGAGUGGGCUGUAACAAUCAAACAGGUCACGUCAUUAAACUUGAUCUCAAAAGCCAACCUGUUUGCAAUCAGGUAGCAGGUAGUGUAUUUUGUAAGGAGUUAACAUUGGGUGUUGAGUUAUCUCCUUCUUUACUUGAUCUAAAAUAUCUAAAUUACUUGUACCUGAGCUACAAUGAUUUUCAAGGAAUUCCCAUCCCAAAUUUCAUUGGUUCACUCAAUAGGUUGAGUUACCUUGAUCUCUCCUAUGCAUCCUUUGGUGGAACAAUCCCUCCUUAUCUUGGGAAUCUGUCUAACUUGUACUAUCUUAAUCUCUCUACGUUUUUGAUUAACUUUUCUGUUUCAAAUUUAAAUUGGCUAUCUGGUCUCUCUUCCUUGCAGUACCUUAGUUUGAUUAGCGUGAACCUUAGUAAGGCAUCGACUCAUUGGCUACAAAUUGUUAAUAUGCUUCCUUUUUUAAUAGAAUUGCACUUGUCUGGUUGUGAACUUCAAAAUCUUCCUCAAACUCUUCAAUUUGUUAACUUUACUUCACUUUCGGUCCUCGAUCUCUCUUAUAAUAACUUCAACUCUAGUUUAAUUCCUCAGUGGUUGUUUAACAUCACUGGCCUCACAAAUCUCCAUCUUAGCUCUUGUUAUCUCAAGGGCUCCAUCCCUGAGAUUGCAAUAGGGAGCUUUUACAAUUUGCAAAGUUUAGAUAUAUCAUUAAAUUAUUAUAUUAGCGGCGAAAUAACAGAAUUUUUCCAUGUCUUAUCAGGAUGCAGUAACAGAAGAGGUCCAAUACCAAAAAAUAUAGGAAAUUUGUCUCGUUUGGAAGAAUUAGACCUUUCUUAUAACAAGAUGAGUGGAAUUAUCUUGGAAAGUAUUGGACAACUUACAGAGUUGACACAAUUGAAUCUCUUCAGUAAUUCUUGGGAAGGAAUCAUAUAUGAAAUUCAUUUCCUAAAUCUCACAAAACUGAGCAGUUUAUCUUUGUCAUCAACUACCAAUCUUUUAGUUCUUAAUGUGAGUCAUAACUGGAUUCCCUCCUUUGAUCUACCCCUCAUCGAAGCUGAUGGCUGUCAAUUAGGCCCUGCAUUUCCUGCAUGGCUUAGGACUCAGAAAAACUUGUGGGAUAUCACUCUCAAAAAUGCUGCAAUAUUAGACAAAAUACCCGAUUGA
Messenger RNA from Quercus lobata, 1251 nucleotides. Its product is annotated as receptor-like protein EIX1. The record is from RefSeq and is a predicted model, not a curated record. Gene Ontology annotation, molecular function: protein binding. The transcript is spliced from 2 exons. Lineage: Eukaryota; Viridiplantae; Streptophyta; Magnoliopsida; Fagales; Fagaceae. The coding region runs from base 1 to 1251 and encodes 416 amino acids.